AGAUACCUCGUUGAUACCUUGCAGAGGCAAUGGAGGCAAUGAUACAAACUCUGUUGUAAUUAAAACAUAAAGAAAAAAAUAUUCUUAGGUGUACAAUACUCUUUCAGUAUCAUUCAAUGCCUAACAUUUCAGAAGAUGAAAAGGAGAAUGGUUCUGGAAAUAAUGGAAACACUGAAAACAAACCUGGGAAGGAAUCCCCAGAAGCUUCUCUUCGUGAUCCCGUGAAGCCGUACUGCAUGUCAGACGCCUCCGCUGCGUCCUUGGUGUCUAGGGGAGAUGGGCAUUAUCCAUGGGGAUGUCCUGUGACUCAUACACGAGAGAAAUUUUAUACCAUCUGCUCAGACUAUGCUUUUUUAAACAGAGUAACAUCUAUUUGUAAAAGCCCAAGUGCUUCAGUUAGUGCCUGCCUGUCAGGCAGUGCUGCCUUAAACGUUGGAAAUAACACACCAAGUGCUUCAGAGAUAAUCUACAGUGAAGAUGCUGACUUGGAAAGCUUGCCUGGCGAUCUUGGAAAGCUUCCACUGGCAUGGGAAAUUGACAAAUCGGAGUUCAAUGGCGUGACCACAAAUCUGAAGAACAAAGCAGGCAACAUGAAGAAACAAGCGACAAAGAAAAAAUCCCUAGACAAAAAAACCAAACAAUACAGGGAAUGUCCUCAGCGUUCUGCUCUUGAAGACGUGAAGGAGAGGAAAGUGUUGGACCUCCGGAGAUGGUAUUGUGUUAGCCGACCUCAAUACAAGACUUCCUGUGGAAUUUCAUCCUUAGUGUCUUGCUGGAAUUUCUUAUAUAGUACACUGGGAGCUGGAAGUUUACCACCUAUUACUCAAGAAGAAGCUUUGCAUAUACUGGGCUUUCAGCCCCCAUUUGAGGAGAUUAGGUUUGGCCCCUUCACUGGAAAUACAACUUUAAUGAGAUGGUUUAGGCAAAUAAAUGAUCACUUCCAUAUCAAGGGAUGCUCAUACGUUCUGUAUAAACCUCAUGGGAAGAACAAGACAGCUGGAGAAACUGCUGCAGGGGCUCUUGCAAAGCUAACACGUGGACUCAAAGAUGAAUCAAUGGCCUACAUCUACCAUUGCCAAAACCAUUAUUUUUGCCCAAUCGGAUUUGAAGCAACCCCAGUAAAAGCUAGUAAAGCAUAUAGAGGUCGUGUCUUGCAGCAAGAAGUAGAAUACUGGAUCUUAAUUGGAGAGCCGAGCAGAAAACAUCCAACAAUACACUGUAAAAGGUGGGCAGAUAUUGUCACUGACCUAAACACCCAAAAUCCAGAAUAUCUAGAUAUUCGACACCUGGAGAGAGGAUUGCAGCAUCGAAAAACAAAGAAGGUUGGAGGAAAUCUUCAUUGCAUCAUUGCCUUUCAGAGACUUAACUGGCAAAGAUUUGGUCCUUGGAAUUUUCCAUUUGGAAACGUUAGACAAGAUAAACAAUCCCAUCCACAAGGACAAGGAAUUUCCAAAUCUGAGAGUGAAGACAAUAUCUCUAAGAAACCACAUGGACGACUGGGUCGAUCUUUCAGUGCUGGCUUUCAUCAAGAAUCUACGUGGAAGAAAUCUAAUCUUCGUGAGAGGAGGAACAGUGGGUAUCACAGUUAUAAUGAUUAUGAUGGAAAUGAUUAAAAUUAACUUUAGAUAAUAGAGUUGAUAUAUUAAAGUUAGUUUUAAUCAAGAUAUAUUAGGGAUCUUUAGUCUUAGAAUACAUAUGAAUAGAAAUUAUGGUAUAAGAUACAGCUUCAUAAUUAUUAAAUAAAUCUCAUGAUAUGGCUGCAAUGGAUGAGAUCUGAUGUAUAAACUGACAGAUAAGCACAAAUUAUUGUACUCUGCAAUCAAAAGUAAAUAUGACAGCAAAAUCAAUCAUUUCUUUUGAAAUAAUUGUACUAUGUCCGGAUCUGUGAAAACAAAAGGGCAGAUUGAAAUUAGUCAAUGUAAUAAACUGACUUCAUUGGAAAUACUUAGUAUGCAAAAGCAUGAAAAUUUAUUAUGUGACUUUAUAAAAAGGGUUAUUCUGAAAGUAAACAUUGCCUUCCUUUUUAACACUCUAUUUUAUUAAGGCUGCCCAUAUCCAGUGAAAACAAAAAAAAUCACAUAGGUUAGAAAACCCUGUCAGAUUUACGAAGUGAAUGUACGUUCUCCAUUUAGUUCCCAGUAGACUUCUGUCAGUCAGAUAAUCAUAUUUUGUCAAGUAGGUCUCAGUUACUUUUCCCUUAGCUGGAUGCCUGUUUUAGACUGAGAGGAAUCGCCUGUGGCAGGGAAGGUUCGAGGAUGGACCUUCUUUAUUGCUUUUGCUCUGUGGGUACAGCGGCUGAAUUCUUAUCCUGGAGCCUCUUGAGAGCACGGACUCACUUAACACAAGCUUGUGAAAUUCAGUAUUAAAAAGCUGUGUUUACCGUUAUCCAAAUGAGCCAGUUGAACACUGCGUUCUGUUGGCAGUUCUUUUCCUCGUUCAGUCUUAAAACCUCUGUCAUUUUUCUGCUGCUCUUCUGAUUUUGUGUGAAAGUGAUGCAAGUGCCGAAAACUGCUGGCAGCCCUGAUGAUACUAUAUACCUCUCAGCCAGCAAACAAUUCAAGCUUUUUCAGGUGUCCAUGUGCAGUCUCUAUUUUCAAUUAUUUUUUUCUAAUUUGAAAUGUAUCCAGUUGUUUGCUCAAACACAUCUCAACAGUUGUAACUUCUGCGUACAAAUGUUCAUACCUGCUCAAGGAUUAAUUUUUUGACAUAAAAAGAUUUCUCAUGGAAUGCAGGGGUUUUGUAGGUUGCUGCUUUUGUUAACCAAAAAUGGGAGACUUUUAGACUUUUGUUCAUUCAAUAAAAUUUGUUUUCUA
Molecule: messenger RNA, 2813 nt
Organism: Fulmarus glacialis (Northern fulmar)
Lineage: Eukaryota; Metazoa; Chordata; Aves; Procellariiformes; Procellariidae
Gene: BIVM
Product: basic, immunoglobulin-like variable motif containing
Biological process (GO): nucleotide-excision repair
Cellular component (GO): nucleus
Molecular function (GO): DNA endonuclease activity; single-stranded DNA binding
Source: RefSeq, a predicted model, not a curated record